Molecule: messenger RNA, 1001 nt
Organism: Eucalyptus grandis
Lineage: Eukaryota; Viridiplantae; Streptophyta; Magnoliopsida; Myrtales; Myrtaceae
Product: 60S ribosomal protein L18a-like protein
Exons: 4
Coding region: 182-658 (158 amino acids)
Source: RefSeq, a predicted model, not a curated record
UACGCGUCCAGCCAAAAAAUGGAGCAGAACCGACUGAAUUGACUUGAGUCUAUCCUACCCAUUUCCGCCUCUCUCUCUCUCUCAAGAGCUCGCACCAUUUCUGCACCGAGAUCCGUUCUCCCUUCUCCAGCAGGCCGCCGUCGCGUACCCUUUUGGCCAAAGUCGCCGCGGUUGAUCCAAGAUGAGCAAGGACGAAGACAGAAACAGGGGCGUCCCGAGCGGCGACUACCAGCACCAGUACGGCACCUUCCAAGGCGUCGCCAACUACCCCCCGCCGAACCCGCCGCACCAGCAGCCGGCGAUCGGCUACCCCCAGCCGGCGCCUCCGCCGGGCGCCACCGAUCCCUCGGCCCCCCCUCCUCCUCCACCUCCCCACUAUUACCAUCAUGGGUAUCACACCGUCCCAGGUUAUGCUGUUGCUGAAGGAAGACCAGUAAGAGAAUCACGGCUGCCUUGCUGUGGCAUUGGAGUUGGAUGGUUUCUGUUUAUCCUUGGCUUCUUCCUUGGUGCCAUCCCUUGGUACAUUGGACUACUUCUUCUUGUCUGCGGAAGGAUAGACUACCGGGAAAAGCCUGGAUAUAUUGCUUGUACAAUUGCUGCAAUCCUGGCAACAAUUGCAAUUGUCCUUGGUGUCACGAGAGAAGCCGAUGAUUGGUAACAUCAUAGCAAAUGGCCUUAGUAGGUAUCUGAAAAUGGCAUGGUUCAUGUGAUCUAGCUGGUGACUACAUGAACAGAUGGGGCCAUCACGUUAUCAAUCGUAAUUAAUCACAAAUUUUCCUUCUGUCUGAUGAGCAAGGAAAACAGCAUGAUUGUGUUGGUCCGAGAAGUCCAUGUUUUGGAAUCAUUCCUAGUCUUCAAGGAUAGUUUUGUGGAAUUAAGAACAAGGUUAUCCUGUCUUUUUAGUUGGCGAGCCUCAUGACGUAUGUAUAUAAUCGUUGCUGUGACUAUACCUGCGAUGUUUCUUUGAAAUGUUAUAUUGUGAAGCUAGAUCUGAUGGUCAA